AUGUGUCAUGGUUCAGCAUCAAACAGUAGAAAUGAGCUGAACAACUUUGUGACUUCUCACAAUCAUGGAUCAGUAGUAAUUGAUUUAUAUGUACCAUUCAUAAGGGAUACACUCGGUGAAAGAGUUGUUGAUCUCUCAGUUGAGUUCAGUUCAAAGACUUUAUAUCAGCGAAAUUAUCAA
This is a messenger RNA of Cinara cedri, 180 nucleotides long. The record is from the annotation of a GenBank genome assembly. NCBI's taxonomy places the organism in Eukaryota, Metazoa, Arthropoda, Insecta, Hemiptera, Aphididae.